This is a messenger RNA of Ilex paraguariensis (yerba mate), 2189 nucleotides long. The record is from the annotation of a GenBank genome assembly. Lineage: Eukaryota; Viridiplantae; Streptophyta; Magnoliopsida; Aquifoliales; Aquifoliaceae.
UUUCUCCUUCUCUCUCAUCAGCUACUUCCGUUGCCAUUGCCCUACCAAACCACAAUAACCACCAUACCCUCAUCCACUAUUUCUCUCUAUGUCAUCUAUGAAUUGGCCACCACCACAAAUCAAUACACAUAGGCCCAAUUUCUCUUGGUUGAAGACCCCUGCUCGAUGCGUCGACUUAGUUACCUAAGAAGCGGGGGUACUGUUGAUGAGGUUAAGAGGGCGUCACCCUGUUCGAUUUCGAGGAUUUGUUCGAGUUCUCCCCCAGGUGCAUGCUGUGAACCAGCAACCACUCCCACGAAGAGUAAGCCUAAUCCCAAAAUCUUUGCUUCAAACUAUAACCCAUUUGGUUUAAAGCCCCAACCCUAUACAGGUUCAAUCUCUCACAAUUCUUUGUUAUUUAUGUUGUGUUCUUAUGCAAAUGUGUGUGUUGUGCAAUUUUUUGUAUAUUUGUGUUCUUUAUUUUUGGGUGUUGAUUUAGUAAUGUUGUCUUUAAUUGUAGUAUCUACAUAUAAUUUUUUUCCUGCUAUUUCUGCUUUAUUGUUUUCGCUCUCUUAGUGCCCUGCUUAGUUUCAAAUGCUUUUGCUAUUUAUUAUUUGUAAUAGUAGUAUAUGCAUAAGGUUUUUUUUUUUUAAUUUCAUGUGGUUCGUAUAUUGACGGUAAUGAAUUGGAAAGGACUGAGCAAGAAUGGUGGAUGUGCAAGAAUGGGUAAUGGGAAAUUUGCUGAAUUUGGAGUAUCAAGAAUUGGUGGAUUGUAAACAUUUGGUGAAUUUUGUUGCUUAAUUCCGUGGAAGAGAUUUGUGGGUAAUUUCCAUGGUUAAAGAAUGUGUUGAUUUUUUCUAGUGUUGGGAUUGUCUUUUGCAUUUUAAAAUCUUAUCCUAGUGCUUGAAAGAACUUGACUACUGUUAAUACGGAUACCUUACACUUGUUUUAUUAAAUCUAGUGGUUUUGCAAUGAAAUAGGUGCAAUGAUGCUGCUUUUGAUUAUAUUUAAAACCUCACUUGGAUUUGUACCCUGAUUUGUUGGGUAUCCGAAGAGUUUGAGUGAUUUGAUCACCUUGCUGAUUACAUUGUGAUAAAAAUAGCUUAAGAAAUAUAGAAAUUGUCUUGCACAUUCUAACAUGGAGGCAUUUCUUGCUUUCAAGUUUAUCCCUGUGAUACUUGGCCAACAAUUAUGUAAUGACUGAUAGUGAACAGUAUUUUUAUAUACUAUAUCUAUCUGCUGUUUGACCUUAUUGCAUGUAAGUCAUAAGGUUGUUUAGUUCAUGUUUUUCUGGGGCUAACUAUUGUGUUUUUUCUUGAAUUUAAAUGGCAACGUCCCCGCCAUCGUUGAAUCUGACUGUCCAUUUGGCCAAGAAGAAGAUGAAUAACGUUCACAAAUAGUGUUCAAUAAUAGAUAGUGUGCUGCAUGAUCCUUUUGGAAUUUUGGGGUGGACUUUAUGAUAACCAAGGUUUUUUUUUCAAGGAAUCUGGGUUCAUCUCCAAUACUAACCUAGAUCUUUUUGUACUCUAAAUGUGAAGAGUCACCAAAGUUGGUUUGCUAUACGCAAUACACAGUUGAUUAAUUAGUUAUUCUCUAAUCUGUCAACGUUUACUUGGGUUAUGGGUUUUGGAAAAGUCACAAAUAGUUGUAAUCAAGAGCAUGGACUCCUUCCCUCUCAAGCACAAACACUUGCCCACACACCCACACCAUACAGACACACAGAAAAUUGUUUUUGUGAUAUGUCAAUUUAUGUUUUGUCUUGUCUCAAUGUUUUAUGUUCAGCUGUUCUUAAUAAUUUAACGGGGAUUUCUUUUCCCAAUAAUUUAUUAUUUUCCCUUUGUCUUUAUAGAUAUAUGGCAAUUGAGUUACUUGCUUUUCAAGAUUUAUUAUCUUAAUAGAGUUUUUUAUUUUUUUUUCAGGGUUGGAGAGUGUUGGUGGUUUGUAGAUGAUCUUAUGUUCUUCACUGACUAUCUUUCAUGUAUUAAAAAAAAUCUACUUUGUAUGCUUAUUUUUUAUUGCCUUUUGGGGCUUUUAAAGGUUAAGUAGGUGGUAAUGGAAUUAAGUUACUGUUUUUGUAGUUAGUAGGCGUUAUCCUGAGUUUGAUGGACAGGCUUCUCAAGUGGACAGAGUUUUGGUCAAUGCUUCAGUAUCGUGAAAUAAUUUUUUUUUGAACUUCCGAAUUUUUUGUGGCAGCAUCAACGCCGUCACAA